This is a messenger RNA of Onychomys torridus (southern grasshopper mouse), 1909 nucleotides long. It is a transcript of the gene Hcar2, whose product is annotated as hydroxycarboxylic acid receptor 2. The transcript has a single exon. Gene Ontology annotation, biological process: G protein-coupled receptor signaling pathway. Gene Ontology annotation, molecular function: G protein-coupled receptor activity. Bases 52 to 1134 code for a protein of 360 amino acids. Gene Ontology annotation, cellular component: membrane. The record is from RefSeq and is a predicted model, not a curated record. NCBI's taxonomy places the organism in Eukaryota, Metazoa, Chordata, Mammalia, Rodentia, Cricetidae.
UUGAGCCUUUGCUAGGUGAGGUGCUCUGGGGCGGACCGAGCGGCUCCACUCAUGACCAAACAGAACCAUUUUCUGGUGAUAAAUGGCAAGAACUGCUGUGUGUUCCGAGAUGAAAACAUUGCCAAAGUCUUGCCGCCGGUGUUGGGGCUGGAGUUUGUGUUCGGGCUCCUGGGCAAUGGCCUUGCCCUGUGGAUUUUCUGUUUCCAUCUCAAGUCCUGGAAAUCCAGCCGGAUUUUCCUGUUCAACUUGGCCGUGGCUGACUUUCUCCUGAUCAUCUGCUUGCCCUUCCUGAUGGACAACUAUGUCAAGAGGUGGGACUGGAGGUUUGGAGACAUCCCCUGCCGGCUGAUGCUUUUCAUGUUGGCCAUGAACCGACAAGGCAGCAUCAUCUUCCUCACGGUGGUGGCUGUGGACCGGUACUUCCGGGUGGUCCAUCCCCACCAUUCCCUGAACAAGCUCUCCAACCGGACGGCGACCAUCAUCUCUUGCUUCUUGUGGGCUAUCACCAUUGGCCUGACAGUGCAUCUCCUCUACACGAACAUGAUGACCCCCAAUGGUGAUGCAAAGCUAUGUAGCAGCUUUAGCAUCUGUUACACCUUCAGGUGGCAUGAUGCCAUGUUCCUCCUGGAAUUCUUCUUGCCCCUAGGCAUCAUCCUGUUCUGCUCAGCCAGGAUCAUCUGGAGCCUACGGCAGAGACAGAUGGACAGGCAUGCCAAGAUCAAGAGGGCUAUCAACUUCAUCCUGGUGGUGGCUAUUGUCUUCAUCAUCUGCUUCCUGCCCAGCGUGGCUGUGAGGAUCCGCAUCUUCUGGCUUCUCUACAAAAACAAUGUGCGGGACUGUGAUAUCUACUCUUCAGCAGACCUGGCCUUCUUCACCACUCUCAGCUUUACCUACAUGAACAGCAUGCUGGACCCGGUGGUCUACUAUUUCUCCAGUCCAUCUUUCCCCAACUUCUUCUCUACGUGUAUCAACCGCUGCCUUCGGAAGAAAUCACUGGGUGAAACAGAGAAUAACCGGAGUACAAGCGUGGAGCUCACGGGGGACCACAGCACAGUCCGAAGUGUCCCAGAGGCGUUAAUGACUGACCCCAAUGAGCCAUGCAGCCCCUCCUAUAUGGCCACAACAUCUCGUUAAGCCACUACGACAAAAAAAGGAGGUUGCCACUCAGGCCUGAGCUCUCUGGAGAGACAGUGUGGCCGUUGAACAGAGUAACAUCAUGAGACUUGGCUCGUUCUUUAUUGGAGCUUCUAGAAAUGCCCAUGGUGGAGUGAGCAGCUUGGUUGCCAGGUGCUGCCAUAGAAAUCUCCGAGGAUCAGAAAGUUAAGUUUCCAGAUGGCGGAAACUAUUAGUCUCCCAAGCCUGCAUGGCUGAAGAGGAGAGAGAGUCCUGUGGAGUCUGAGCCCCAGACACACCCAUCCGUACCUAUGGCUUCUUGGCUUCCUUCCUGUCUGUGCAAAGUCUCGGAUGGUCCUUCAGUCCCUAGGGUCCUACCUAGCCUGUCUGUGGGCCCCAGUGGGGACAAAGAGAGCCACGAAGCUGGAGAGGACCUCUACCCAGGUGUCACUGAACAAGCCAGUAGGUCACCUGGGUUCUGUGGAACCAGGUCGCCUUUCAGCCAGACUUUAGCAGAAAUGGAGGAGGGGAUGGAGACUCAAAAGCUUUGAUUGUUCUCGGAGUCUCCAGUGGUGGUAAGGAGGAGUUAGGAUAGCCCCAGGAGGGACCGAACUAACAGUGUUGGAGGGAAUUGAACAAUCAGCAAGAAAUUCAGCCAGGCAGUUAAAAGGCUUCGGGGAAGACAGCUACCUCCCUUCUCUGUUUUCUUUUUCAAAGGGAUUUAAAAGUGUCCAUGGUUAAAAGGGAGUGGGUGGAAUUCCUCCUGGGUUCAUUUGCUUGUGUGUCUGUAUUUACA